This is a messenger RNA of Prorocentrum cordatum, 966 nucleotides long. The record is from the annotation of a GenBank genome assembly. Lineage: Eukaryota; Dinophyceae; Prorocentrales; Prorocentraceae.
AUGCUGGCCGCUGGAGGGCGCCACACGGUGCUGCUCAGGAGCGACGGCACCGCCGUGGCCUGCGGCAGCAAUCAUAGUGGUCGGUGCGACCUCCCGGCGCUGCCCGCGGGCCUGACCUACGCGCAGGUCGCCGCUGGAGACAGCCACACGGUGCUGCUCAGGAGCGACGGCACCGCCGUGGCCUGCGGCUGGAAUCUUCAUGUUGAGUUCGACCUCCCGGCGCUGCCCGCGGGCCUGACCUACGCGCAGGUCGCCGCUGGAGAGAGCCACACGGUGCUGCUCAGGAGCGACGGCACCGCCGUGGCCUGCGGCUGUAAUGGUCAUGGUCGGUGCGACCUCCCGGCGCUGCCCGCGGGCCUGACCUACACCGACGGCACCGCCGUGGCCUGCGGCAGCAAUCAUAGUGGUCGGUGCGACCUCCCGGCGCUGCCCGCGGGCCUGACCUACACGCAGGUCGCCGCUGGACAGAGACACACGGUGCUGCUCAGGAGCGACGGCACCGCCGUGGCCUGCGGCUGGAAUCUUCAUGGUGAGUGCGGCCUCCCGGCGCUGCCCGCGGGCCUGACCUACACGCAGGUCGCCGCUGGAGAGAACCACACGGUGCUGCUCAGGAGCGACGGCACCGCCGUGGCCUGCGGCAGCAAUCAUGGUGGUGAGUGCGACCUCCCGGCGUUGCCCUCGGGCCUAACCUACACAGCUCAUUUGUGUCCAGCGCUGCUCCUGCAGGUGUCGCUCGAUGGCGGCUCAAUGGUUUUCGUGACCAUCGGCGGGGUGGAGCGAUGCAGGAUCAGGGCGGCGCCCACCGCCCGCCUCGCAGACAUCUACCUCCAGCUCGUGGCCGAGCACCGCGAGGGCAGGCUGGGCCCCGGAGCCUGGCGCGUCGAGGCGAUCCUGCCGGGGGGCCGCCCGCUCAGCAGCGCCGCGGCCGAGGAGACGGUCGCCGACGAAUUUCCCGCCGCAGCCUGA